Electrophorus electricus (electric eel) is the source of this 839-nucleotide messenger RNA. RefSeq names its product centrin 4 (gene cetn4). Gene Ontology annotation, molecular function: calcium ion binding. The record is from RefSeq and is a predicted model, not a curated record. Gene Ontology annotation, cellular component: myosin II complex. NCBI's taxonomy places the organism in Eukaryota, Metazoa, Chordata, Actinopteri, Gymnotiformes, Gymnotidae.
AAGAUGUCCCACCCCUUCGGGUAACGUUUACUAACAUAGUUAACGCUAGCCACCUAAACAACUGUACAUUUACCUUUUGUUUAUUUAACAAAAAUAAUUUGGAUAUUUCAGGUCUAUGAUGGCUUCUAGCUUCAGAAAACCCAGUGCAACCUUAAACCAACGGAAAAAAGCGGGUCCCAAACCUGACCUGACAGAGGAACAAAAGCAGGAGAUCCGGGAGGCAUUUGAUCUUUUUGACACUGAUGGUUCAGGUACUAUAGACGUUAAGGAGCUUAAGGUUGCUAUGCGAGCUCUUGGAUUUGAGCCAAAGAAGGAGGAGAUAAAGAAGAUGAUUGCUGACAUUGAUAAAGAAGGCUCGGGCACAAUUGACUUCAAUGAUUUUCUUUCCAUGAUGACACAGAAAAUGAGUGAAAAAGACUCAAAAGAAGAAAUUCUGAAAGCCUUCAGGUUGUUUGAUGACGAUGGAACAGGCAAAAUUUCAUUCAAAAAUCUGAAACGAGUUGCAAAAGAGCUUGGGGAGAACCUCACAGAUGAGGAAUUACAGGAAAUGAUUGAUGAGGCAGACAGAGAUGGAGAUGGAGAAAUCAAUGAACAGGAAUUCUUACGGAUAAUGAAAAAGACAAACCUGUACUAAACUCUAAUUCUGUUCUCGCUUUUCAUUUUUGAUCUCAUUCUUAUUUGAUAUUUCUUAUUCAAUAUGGCAGCAGGCUGAAACAUCUUAAAUUUUCUCUAUUUUGGAGCAUUUUUGAAGAUAUAAUUUUAUCAUAAAAUUAUUUAAUCUAUACACAUUUUGUACAAUAUUGACUACAAAAAUUAAAAAUAUCUUUGCCCAAACUACA